This is a messenger RNA of Hippoglossus stenolepis (Pacific halibut), 845 nucleotides long. Its product is annotated as nuclear factor 7, brain-like. The record is from RefSeq and is a predicted model, not a curated record. NCBI's taxonomy places the organism in Eukaryota, Metazoa, Chordata, Actinopteri, Pleuronectiformes, Pleuronectidae. The transcript has 2 exons. Bases 82 to 828 code for a protein of 248 amino acids. Gene Ontology annotation, molecular function: zinc ion binding.
GAGGAAACAGAAGUGAAAGUAUGAACUUGCUUCGCCCGGUUUACACUGGUUUUGACAGAGCAAGGGAGAGCAAACGGAGCCAUGGCGUCUGCUUCUUACACAGAGGAUUUGAAUUGUUCCAUCUGUCUGACAUUCUUCACGGAUCCUGUAGUGCUUCUAUGUGGCCACUCUUUCUGCAGAGAAUGUAUUCAUCGUUCUCUGAGUUCACAGCGCCAGUGUCCACAGUGUCGAGCAGAUGUUCCAGAAACGGGGAAAUGUCUUCCAACCAAUCACAGUUUGAAAAGUCUUGUUGAAAAAGAAGUCGACAAGUUGAGGAGAGAGCAUGAAAAUGUCAAAGAGGUUGAUGAAUGGUUGUGCCAUGAACAUGAAGAAAGGCUGAAGCUGUUCUGCGUCACUGAUCAGCAGUUAGUUUGUAUCAUAUGCCGUGACGGAGAGAAGCAUCAAGGGCACAAGUUUACGCCAGUCAAAGAAGCAGCCGCACCUUUGAGGGAGACGUUGGAGGCAUAUAUGCAAGGCAUUGCUGAUGAUAUCAAUGCUACAGAGAGGCUGGCCAACACACAGAGGGAGGAGAUAGCAAAAACCAAAGACAAGGCUCAGCAGCUGACGACCCAGAUCAGCACACAGUUUAAGGAGAUGCACCAGUUUCUAUGGAAGAGAGAAGAUGAGAUCAAAAAUGACCUGAAACUCAAAGAGGAAAAUGCUCUGGAGGAAAUGAGUGACACAUUAAAUACCAUGGAAACUGCUUUGACUGAGAGCAGAGUUCUAGAGGAAAACGUACCGUGUGUUCUGGAAAUCACAGAUUCAGAGGUUCAUAAAGAGCUGGACUGAGAAUAAAGGCAGGGGAC